AUGGAUAGCGACAUAAUUGACGAAGAAUUUGUAUAUGGAAAAGAUAUAGAAAAAAUAAAAAAAAAAAAGGAAUUAAUUUUAGAUUGCUUAAAAGAAAUAAAUGAUCCAGACCUAAAAAGGAAUAUAGUAGAACUAAAUUUUGUUCGUAAUUUAAAAAUAAAAGAAAAUAAAAAUAGAAAAUAUAAUGUCGAAUUUGAUUUAAAUUUGACAACCCCUGCUUGUCCUGUCAAAGAUGAAUUAGUAUCAGAGUGUAAACAAAAACUUAAUGCAUAUGAUUGGAUCGAAGAUAUAAAUAUUAACAUUACAUUUUUUAGUUUUACCGAAAAUGAUAGAAAGAAAAAUAUAAAGAAAAUUGAAAAUAUUAUAUUGAUAUAUAGUUGUAAAGGGGGAGUAGGGAAAUCAUUUUUUUCUGUUAAUUUUGCUUAUUAUUUAAAAAAACAAGGAGCAACUGUUGGACUUUUAGAUGCUGAUAUUAAUGGCCCAAGUUUACCAACACUCCUACCAUUUGAUCAUACAUAUGCUAAAUUUAAAACUCAUAAAAAAAAAAAAAAUGGUGUUAAUAAUAAAAUAUUUUAUGAGCAAGAAAAGGUAAAGGAUAUAAUAGACGAAGAUAAAAAUCAUACUUUUUUAAAAAAAGAAAGUUAUCAGGAAAAUUAUUAUUUUGAUACAACAAAAAAUGGAAUGAAAAAUAUGAGUAAUAAUGCCAAGCUAGUAGAAGACCAUCAUGAUGAAGAUUUUAUUUCAACAAAUAGUAAUUGUAAUAAUAAUGGUGAGAAAAAAAAUAAUAAAAAAAUAUAUAGCGAUUUAUUUGAAUCCUAUACAAAUGAAGAGAUUGAAAGUGAAGAAAAAAAAGAAGAGAGAGAUGAUUAUAGAGAAGAAGAAGAAGAAGAAGAAUUUGCAAUACCACUAAUCGAACCAUUGAUAUAUAAAGAUGUAAAAUUGAUGUCCUAUGCAUAUAUAAAAGAUAAACAAAAGUUGGGUUUCGCUUCUUUUAGAGGACCAAUAUUAAAUGAAUUAAUUAAUGAAUUUAUUCAUAAUGUAAAUUGGGGAGUAUUAGAUUAUCUAAUUAUUGAUAUGCCUCCAGGUACUAGUGAUAUACAUUUAAAUUUAUUUGAAUCUGAACAUAUUGAUGGUAUUAUUAUGGUUACUACCCCAAAUGAUUUAUCUAUUAAUGAUGCCGAAAAAGGAAUAAAUAUGUCUAACUAUUUUAAUAUUCCUAUUAUUUGUUUAAUUAUAAAUAUGAAUUAUUUUGUUUGUGAUAAUUGUGAUAAAAAGCAUUAUAUUUUUAACAAUUGUGAUAUUAAAUCUUUACAAAAAAAAAUAAGCAAAAUAUAUGAAUUUCCAUUCCAUCCCCUUGUUCCAAAAAAUGUAUAUUUCAAUACUGAUUCUGAUAAUAUAGAAAAUAAAGAUAAAGAAAAUGAUCGUAAAUUUCCACUUAUACUUUCCUUUGAGAAACAUUAUUUAAUUGAAAAACUCGAAGAGAUAUUUGAAAAUGCUACAAGAGAAAUUUCAAUUAUAAAAUAUAAUCAUACCUUAAAUUUACCAUCUAUACAACUUUAUAAUAAAUAUUAUAUUCAAUUAAGUUUUGAUUCAAUUCAAAAUAAAUAUGUUUUUUCAGAUGAUGUAUUAACUUGUAAUUGUAAGGAUAUACGUUUAAAAUGUGCUUGUGAUAUAUGUACAAAUUUAAAAAAAAAUAAUAUACAAAAAAAAAAAAAUCUAAAAAAAUAUGUUUUUAAUCAUAAUAUAUAUGUAAAAGAAAUAAUCAAAUUAGGCGCAUACAAUGUUAAAUUUAUUUGGUCUGAUGAUCAUGUUUCUAUUUAUUCAUAUUCAUAUCUAAAACAUAUAUUCCAAAAAAAAAAAAUAACAGGUCCAAUCCCAUAUUGCAGCUCUAACAAUAUAUCAAAAUAUGAUUGGUAA
Messenger RNA from Plasmodium vinckei vinckei, 1917 nucleotides. RefSeq names its product conserved Plasmodium protein, unknown function. Gene Ontology annotation, molecular function: 4 iron, 4 sulfur cluster binding; ATP-dependent FeS chaperone activity; ATP binding. The transcript has a single exon. Bases 1 to 1917 code for a protein of 638 amino acids. The record is from RefSeq and is a predicted model, not a curated record. NCBI's taxonomy places the organism in Eukaryota, Apicomplexa, Aconoidasida, Haemosporida, Plasmodiidae. Gene Ontology annotation, biological process: iron-sulfur cluster assembly.